Menidia menidia (Atlantic silverside) is the source of this 2343-nucleotide messenger RNA. NCBI's taxonomy places the organism in Eukaryota, Metazoa, Chordata, Actinopteri, Atheriniformes, Atherinopsidae. The record is from the annotation of a GenBank genome assembly.
CUGGUGAUUAAUCCUCCAACCUUUUGCUGUUGUGAUGCUCGCAGGAGAGACAGAGACCGAGACAGGGACCGAGAGGACCGUUCGAGGGACAGGGAUCGAGAUCGGGACCGGGACAGAGACAGAGACCGGGAGAGAGACAUAAAGCCCUCCGUUGCCCCGUCUAACACCACAGCAGCAAUGCCUGUUUUACAACCGUUCAGGCAGAUGGUUGUCCACCAGCAGAUCAAUCCUUUCACCAACCUGCCGCACACGCCGCGCUUCUACGAGAUCCUGAAGAAGAGGUUGCAACUUCCUGUGUGGGAGUACAAGGAAAGCUUUACUGAAAUCAUCACACGUCAACAGAGCUUUGUCCUCGUCGGAGAGACAGGUUCAGGAAAGACAACACAGAUCCCACAGUGGUGCGUGGACAUGGUGCGGGGUUUGCCGGGUCCCAAACGGGCAGUGGCUUGUACUCAGCCAAGAAGAGUGGCUGCCAUGAGUGUGGCUCAAAGGGUGGCUGAUGAAAUGGAUGUCAUGCUUGGACAGGAAGUUGGCUAUUCCAUCAGGUUUGAGGACUGCAGCUCUGCCAAGACCAUCCUAAAGUACAUGACAGACGGUAUGUUACUGAGAGAGGCCAUGAAUGACCCCCUGCUGGAGCGAUACGGCGUGAUCAUUCUGGACGAAGCCCACGAGCGAACUCUUGCCACAGAUAUCCUGAUGGGUGUGCUGAAAGAGGUGGUUCGUCAGAGAUCAGAUCUGAAGGUAAUUGUCAUGAGCGCCACGCUUGAUGCUGGGAAGUUCCAGGUGUACUUCGACAACUGCCCUCUGCUGACUAUCCCGGGGCGCACUCAUCCCGUGGAGAUCUUUUACACCCCCGAACCGGAGCGAGACUACCUCGAGGCAGCUAUCCGCACCGUCAUACAGAUUCACAUGUGCGAGGAGGACGAAGGCGACUGCCUGCUCUUCCUCACAGGCCAAGAGGAAAUUGACGAGGCCUGCAAGCGGAUCAAGCGCGAGGUCGAUGACCUCGGCCCCGAAGUCGGAGACAUCAAAAUCAUUCCACUGUAUUCCACGUUGCCCCCACAGCAGCAGCAGAGGAUCUUUGAGCCGCCUCCCCCAAGGAAGCCCAAUGGUGCCAUUGGACGAAAGGUGGUGGUGUCCACAAACAUUGCCGAGACGUCUCUCACAAUCGACGGUGUGGUGUUUGUAAUUGAUCCUGGUUUUGCCAAACAAAAGGUGUACAACCCCCGAAUCCGAGUGGAGUCUCUGCUGGUCACAGCCAUCAGUAAAGCCUCUGCCCAGCAGAGGGCAGGACGAGCCGGCAGAACACGUCCAGGGAAAUGUUUCCGCCUCUACACAGAGAAGGCCUACAAAACUGAGAUGCAGGCAAGUUUAGUCUCUUCAGGACAAAAGUAUUCUGCAUGUGGCGCCAUGCCAGCUGCAGACUCAUGUGUGUUUGGUGAUAACACGUACCCUGAGAUUCUUAGGUCCAAUUUGGGAUCCGUUGUGCUGCAGCUGAAAAAGCUGGGUAUCGAUGACCUCGUGCACUUUGACUUCAUGGAUCCACCAGGCGAGUCUUUCAGCAUGGCCCCCGAGACUCUGAUGAGGGCUCUGGAGCUGCUGAACUAUCUGGCCGCCCUCAACGAUGACGGUGACCUGACAGAGCUGGGCUCCAUGAUGGCAGAGUUCCCCCUGGACCCUCAGCUCGCAAAGAUGGUCAUUGCGAGCUGCGAGUUUAACUGCUCCAAUGAGAUCCUCUCCAUCACGGCCAUGCUGUCAGUCCCACAGUGUUUUGUCCGUCCCACGGAGGCUAAGAAGGCAGCCGACGAGUCCAAGAUGAGGUUUGCCCACAUUGACGGGGACCACUUGACGCUGCUCAACGUCUACCACGCCUUCAAACAGAAUCAUGAGGCUAACCAGUGGUGCUAUGACAACUUUGUCAACUACCGCUCGCUGAUGUCUGCUGACAACGUGCGUCAGCAGCUGUCCAGAAUCAUGGACCGCUUCAACCUGCCCCGCCGGAGCACAGAGUUCACCAGUAGAGAUUACUACAUCAACAUUCGACGGGCGCUGUGCACCGGCUUCUUCAUGCAGGCAAGCCAUUACCUCACAGUAAAAGACAACCAAGUGGUCCAGCUGCACCCGUCUACAGUUCUGGACCACAAGCCCGAGUGGGUGCUCUACAAUGAGUUUGUCCUCACCACCAAGAACUACAUCCGCACUUGUACAGACAUCAAGCCUGAGUGGCUGGUGAAGAUUGCACCACAGUACUAUGAAAUGAGUAACUUCCCCCAAUGUGAAGCUAAAAGACAGCUGGAGCGAAUUGUUGCCAAACUCGAAAGCAAAGAGUAUUCUCAGUACUGA